Molecule: messenger RNA, 372 nt
Organism: Aspergillus costaricaensis CBS 115574
Lineage: Eukaryota; Fungi; Ascomycota; Eurotiomycetes; Eurotiales; Aspergillaceae
Exons: 2
Coding region: 110-331 (73 amino acids)
Source: RefSeq, a predicted model, not a curated record
CCUCCGUAUACAAAUCAACAAGGUGGACAAAAUGGCCCAGAACAUCGUGAAGGGGCGGAGAAUCGCGUGGAGGAAAUGGGAAAAUUAUCAAAUUGUGUUGUUCGAGUAGAUGAAUUGUCUACGACGCCAAUGUCACUCAAUCCAGCGGCGUGGAUCCAGUCCAGUCAGGCUGGCCACGUUCUACCCUUUUCAUCUAUUUUUUGAAUAUUCCUUCUGGCGUUUGAAUUGUUCCGGGGUUUACAUACUAUGUUUGGAGUUUACUAUUAUUAUUACGAUCGAGUGGAAAUAUCAACGUUCAAGAGUCUUGUGUGGUCUGUUUAUACUAGUCUGACUGGCCAUAUUUACAUCCCUCAAAAGUACAUUUAUCCAUAU